GCAUCCUGCGCUGUGGCUUUCCAACCCAGCCCUGUCCUUUGCCCGCCUGCGAUCGCUCCGACGGCGAUCCGGCCUUGAUUUGUGUGCUUGCCCCCCUCACUGCUCCGACACCGUCUCCUUUGCCCCGCGGGAGCUGCAAUUAAGCCCCCCCCCCUGUCCCUCCCUCUGUGCAAUUCCACCCUUCGUAAUGUAUGUCAUCGGAGUAUGUGCCAUGGACACCAAGGCUCGCUCCAAGCCCAUGCGCAACAUCCUGAAUCGGCUGAUUGCUGCCGGUGACUUUGAGGUGGUUGUCUUUGGCGACAAAGUCAUUCUCGAUGAAGACAUCGAGAACUGGCCAAUCUGCGACUUUUUGAUCUCGUUCUUCUCGACCGACUUCCCGCUUCAGAAGGCCAUCAACUAUGUCAAUCUCCGCAAGCCCUUUUGCGUCAACGACCUGCCGAUGCAGGACGUCUUCUUUGACCGGCGGGUCGUGCUCGAGAUCUUGGACUCGGUCGGCGUCCCGACCCCGAAGCGGCUGCACACCGGCAGCCAGACCACGAUCCCCAAGUUCUCGGACUAUGUCAUCCACCGCGUCCAACAGGAGACCGGCCUGGAUCUGAAAACGCAUUUCCAUCGGUCAAGCGAGCCCGUCAUCGAGCAGCCCGACCCAGACACCAUCCGUGUCUAUGGCGAGACGCUCCAGAAGCCCUUUGUCGAAAAGCCUGUCUCUGGCGAAGACCACAACAUCAUCAUUUACUAUCCUCAGAGCAUGGGCGGCGGUGCCCGGCGCCUGUUCCGAAAGGUCGGCAACAAAUCCAGUGAAUACGUCGAGUCCCUUCAGACCGUCCGAGCCGAUGGCGACUUUAUCUACGAGGAGUUCAUGGCCGUCGACAAUGCCGAGGACGUCAAGGUCUACACCAUCGGCGAGAAUUAUGCCCAUGCCGAGACCAGAAAAUCGCCUGUCGUCGACGGUGUCGUCCGUCGCAACGCCGAGGGCAAGGAAGUGCGCUACAUCACCCCGCUCAGCGACGAGGAAAAGGAGAUCGCCACCAAGGUCGCCAAGGCGUUCGGCCAGCGAAUCUGCGGGUUCGAUCUGCUCCGAGCCAACGGCAAGUCCUACGUCAUCGAUGUCAACGGCUGGUCGUUUGUCAAGGGCAACUCCGACUACUACGACAAGUGUGCGAGCAUCCUGCGGGAGCUGUUCUUGACGGUGACCAAAACGGCCGGAUGGACCUACAACCGCCAGGCCGUCAUCUCCCGCCAAGCGAGCGACUCCAGCCGCUGGAAACUCAAGGCCUUCCUCUCGGUGCUCCGUCACGGCGACAGAACACCCAAACAGAAGCUCAAGUUUUCGUUCAAGAGCAAGCACUUCCUUGAUCUCCUCAACGGCGGAGAGGAGGAGGUUGCCCUCAAGAAGCCCGAGCAGCUCAAGAUCGUUGGCGAAGCCUGCCAGAUGGCUCUGAAGGAGGGCCUAGAUGAUCAAACAUCCCUGGAGCAGCUCAAUAUGAUUCUCUCCGCCAAGGGCGAGCUAGCCGGAACCAAGGUCCAGGUCAAGCCUUCGUUCAGCAAGAAAGAGCCCCGGACUCUCGAGAAGGUUCAGUUGAUUGUCAAGUGGGGUGGUGAGUUUACCCACGGCGGUCGUCACCACAGCAAAGAUCUGGGCGAGAAUCUGCGCAAGGACCUCGUCAUCAUCAACAAGGAAGUCCUGGAUAACGUCAAGAUCUUCAGCAGCUCCGAGGGCCGAGUGCUGGCGACGGCGCAGGUGUUUGUGCAAGCGUUCUUGAACCUCGUCAACAUCCCGGACGACAUGAUCAAGGUCAGCAAGGAGAUGCUCGACGAUAGCGUUGCAGCCAAGGAGCAGACCGAGGCCGUGAAGGUUGAGCUGCAGUCCAUCAUCAACCCUGGGAAGCCCGACCAUCAGCUGCCCGCCACGCUGGCGCUGCCCGAAGGCGCCGAGGACCCCGUCAUUCUGACCCAGGAGGUUAUCGACAUCCUGAGCCUUCUCCGCGAGAUCCUCAGAACCAACUUUGCAAAUCACGAUGUCGAGAAGAUCCAAGCGCGCUGGUGCUGUAACGAGUCACCAUUCCUGUUCCGGGAACGAUGGGAGAAACUCUUCCGCGACUUUUGCGAUGUGGAGAGGACUGCGUUCGAACCUUCCAAGAUCUCGGAGCUCUAUGACUCAAUCAAAUACGAUCUCCUCCACAACCGCGAGUUUAUCGAGGUGAUCUUCUCGUCGCCCAAGUACGGUCGCGACGUGCUGAAGCAGCUCUAUGACAAGGCCAAACUCCUGUUUGAUGUGAUUGCCACGCUAGAAUACGGAAUCACGGAGAAGGAGAAGCUUGAGAUUGGUGUGCUGAAUGCACAGGCGGUGAUUAGGGAGAUCCUGGAGGACCUGAAGGACGCUACCCAGCCUUCGACCCAGCCCCGCACCUGCCUGUACUUCACCAAGGAGAGCAAGGUCAUUUCGCUCUUGAACGUUGUUCUGCUCUCCGGGCUGCCCACCAAGGUCGCGCACUCGGAAGUUUGCGAACUCGACUAUAUGACUCAGAUCAGCUUUGAGCUUUACGAACGCACACGCGGACUAGCAUCGAGCGAAGCGCCUGAGGUCCCUCGCGAGUAUUCGCUGAGGAUCGGCUUCAGUCCCGGCGCUUCAGACCCCAAUCUGAUUGACCUGCAGCUCGACUCGCGACAUUCGCUCACGGUGAAGCCAAGACGGUGGAUCAGCGACCAUGUAUCCCUCGACGACGCUCUGGGCUUCCUGGAAGGCACCCUCAAGUUCGCCAGCUAAAGGACGUGCGUGGCUGAUGAUGACGAUGAUGAUGAUGUGGGCUCUAGAAUGACUCCUUUCGUUUGGCAAACAGCACCAACAUCUAUUGAACAUGUGAACUCACCUUUUCGACAUGCAUCGCAAGCAAUAUACAUUCGAAAUCUUCAUCAAACAAACACACAGGCUUACAUUUGGAGGGUUACACUUUAUUCAGAAAAAACGGGACAAUAUAGCCGUUUCCAUGAACAUGUAGUAUGUGCUGUGCUUGCGUCAAGCAAAGCCACAAGAAAUAAAUCAAAUCACUUUGGC
Molecule: messenger RNA, 3055 nt
Organism: Polychytrium aggregatum
Lineage: Eukaryota; Fungi; Chytridiomycota; Chytridiomycetes; Polychytriales
Product: histidine phosphatase superfamily-domain-containing protein
Exons: 12
Coding region: 188-2767 (859 amino acids)
Biological process (GO): inositol phosphate biosynthetic process; inositol metabolic process
Cellular component (GO): cytosol
Molecular function (GO): metal ion binding; ATP binding; 5-diphosphoinositol pentakisphosphate 1-kinase activity
Source: RefSeq, a predicted model, not a curated record